Somion occarium is the source of this 1949-nucleotide messenger RNA. Lineage: Eukaryota; Fungi; Basidiomycota; Agaricomycetes; Polyporales; Cerrenaceae. The record is from the annotation of a GenBank genome assembly.
AGGACACCCAUCAUGAUGUGAGGAAGUGCUGUUGGCCCCUCCGUAUACUGAUUACUAGCUUUUCAAGCAUGAGCCUCUGGUUGUACUUAUAUAUAACUGUAGACCUCAAUCUAGAUGAAUCGGAAGCAUGCACCCCACGAGGCAUGAUACCGAUGUCUGGUCUUGUUCAAAUGUUUCUCUAUGGAAUAGUCCGGAUUAUGGAAGCCGUCGGCUGUAUGUAUCUGGUUGUCGAUCCACCUCGAUGUCCUCGAGGCUAUGACUAUUGGGUGUGAGGCCAUUGUCUCUUAAAAAGUGUGGCAUCUCGAGGCCUCCAUCACUCUGCUCCUCAUCCUCCCUUUCGAUCCGUUCGAAGGUUAUCAUGACCCGAUCAGCCCACCACCAGAACCCCAGGAAGUGUUUAAGCCCGUCUCAACGGCGACCUGUAAAAGCAGGGCACAAGGCUAAGCGAUCGUCUGAGGGGAGAGAGCAUGCACUUACCCCCGAAGAAACACAACGUGUGGAAGAUUUUAUCCGUCGUUGGGAGAAUGCACCGAAGCAGGAGAAUCCUGGCAUGUGCGAAUAUAGGACCAUCGAAAUGACCCCUGAUCUUGAGGACUUCAUGUCCCUCCUCUCCUUAUCUACCGGAUGGGGUGGUAGUGGCUUCAUAACCAUCUUCCGUUCGAUAUUGAGCAAAUCGAAGCGUAAUCAGCCCGAAGCAAGCAGAUUGGCUUCUCGUAUCUGGGAAAGAAUACCAUGGCAAUAUCAGGAACUUUGCUGUCGCGAGUCCAAAGCCAGGCAAGUCAGAGCCAAAGCCCGGGAACUGCAGGAUGAUGAGUCUUAUCUGACGUGUUCGCCCCACGAAUCAUCGAAAGGCCAUCUACCUUCCAAUCCUAGCAGUCCCCCGGUUAAUGCCUGUCAGCGGAAGCCAGAACAGGGUGUUGAACCAGUCAACCACCGUUCCACUGUUCCCAACUCAGAUGAGGUGAUUGAUGUAUUGCCAAACGAUACUCUGCAAGAACUAAGUUUCAACUCGGAAUCGCAGUUGAAUCUGACCCCAUGCCAUCGCGCUUUAUUCAACUUUACCGACUCUGCGUCUCCGCCUGUGCAGUCCAUCCCCUCAUGCUCAAUAGGGCAAAACCAGCCCACGCGACUUCCAUGCACGUCACCCAAUUUCGCUUACCACCUGCCCUUUUCGCCAGAGCUCGUGUCGAGCAGUACCCCAUCCUCGACCUCUGAGGAAUUACCGACGCCCUCUAUCCUGCCUCUUAGUUUGGAUCUUGUGUCAACUACGAACGUGCCAAUGGGAUUCAAUAUGCCAUCCGACUCGAGGUGCGAGAGGGAGAGGCACCAGGAUCUUUUCCCUCCUCCCCCUGAGGAGCCUUUCGACCUCCAAUAUUGGAGUGAACUCUUUGACACUGCCAACGCCGUUUGUGAGCCAUCAGCUGCUGUUCGGACCAAUUCAUUGGACCUUUAUAACAUGGCUCCAUCCUGCGAUCGCUACGACUACUCAGUACAUGCUCCUCACCCCGGGUAUUCUUCCACAUACUCCUAUCCCGCCAUGGUCCCUUCUAAUCAUCCCGUCGUCGAUAAUCAGAAUGACUAUCGUUACGACAACUACCUGUACAGCAGUAGCGGCCAGGCCACCUUCUGAUCGAUUGCGUAUCCAUUCCAAUGAACAACUCAUAGCUGUUAUUUUUCCGCUUUAACUCUAUCCACCGCCCAUAAACACUUCUUUGCAUGAUGUAUCCCUUCCUGUACCUCAGCAUCCGCCCCAACUUUAAUUUUCUCUCUUAUCUUUCCUCUAUCCAACUAUGCUGCAUAACAACUCCGUAUUAUUAUGUCCUAUUUUUGUCCUGUGGACAUAGCACUUGACACAUUUGCAUACGUUUCAUUAUUUGUUUUUGCUCGCUUUUAUCCCUGCAGUCCCUGGAUCGUACGGAAUAAUCCAUCAUGAUGUUACUUGUGAUGUU